CAAAAGUAAACGAUAAGUACUUUGAACUUGAUCCAAAUCCUUGUUUUUUUAGGACAGCACGAAACUCGAGUGUAAGACAUCUGUAAGUGUUGCUCUGUCUGUUUCCUUCAAAAGACAUAUAUAUAGAAAGAAAGAGAAGAGAUGGGUUCUAUGUUCAGUGGAAACCGUUUGAACAAGGAAGAGAUGGAGGUUGUGAUGAACAAAGCUAAAGAGAUUGUCUCUGAGUACCCUGUUGUUGUCUUCAGCAAGACUUACUGUGGUUAUUGUCAGAGGGUGAAACAGCUGUUGACACAGCUUGGAGCAACUUUUAAAGUACUUGAGCUCGAUGAGAUGAGUAAGAAACCAAAAUCUCUGGUCAUUGAACCUGGAUUAUAUUGGUCUCAUGCUAAGUUUACAAGUUUAAUAGGUGAUGGAGGUGAGAUACAAUCAGCUUUAACUGAGUGGACAGGGCAGAGCACUGUUCCUAAUGUUUUCAUCAAAGGCAAACAUAUCGGUGGAUGUGAUAGAGUGAUGGAGAGUAACAAGCAAGGCAAGCUUGUGCCUCUACUUACUGAAGCUGGUGCUAUCGCUAAUAACUCUUCUCAGCUUUGA
Molecule: messenger RNA, 591 nt
Organism: Eruca vesicaria subsp. sativa (arugula)
Lineage: Eukaryota; Viridiplantae; Streptophyta; Magnoliopsida; Brassicales; Brassicaceae
Source: the annotation of a GenBank genome assembly